AUGAGAUCAAUUCAUAGGCAAAUCAUUCUUUUUGCAGUAUUUUUUACAUGCAUAAUCUAUAAUAGCUGGGUAUGUUGUGACGGCGCUGUGUAUUCGCAGGCUGAAUACGAUAAAUUGCUCGAUAGAAUCAGAUCCUUAGAGAUGGAACUUGAGAAACUUCAUUUAAAUCUAGAAAUCUGCAAUAUGCGACUUUCAAGUGUUGUAGAUCAUGCUGCAGCUAAUGGAAGUGUUGGUAAAGCUAGAGGCAAAAUUGCUGUAAGUUCUACACAAACCACGAACACAUAUCUAUCCAUAAUGUUUAACAUAUUGAAGAUCAUAUAUAGAACUCCAUUUAUGACACUAAGGAAACGAUCCCCUUCAUAUUGUGAAUUAGAGUCUCUGUUUGGAUUUAUCUUUUUGAGGUUAUUGCCCAAAUUCUUACUCCACAAAGCGCAGCUCAUAUUGAAAUUGAUUUCAAAACUUAUCGCAUUUAUCGCACUAGUAAUCGACGCAACACUCAUCGAAAUCUUUCAGAAUUUUCAGGCCGCUCUCAAUUUGUAUUUGAAUGAUGCGCUCAGAAAGUUUUACAACUUUAGUUAUUUGAGCAAUCUUUAUAUUUGUAUGGAUUUGACCAAAUUGAGUGAGUGUUGUUUUGAUGCUAAUUCUAAGUUAACCAUCGCACUUAAAACAAAAGUAAUUUGCCCAGGAUUUCUCACUCCCAAUCAAAAAAUCAACGGAUCCACAAUGCACAAACUGUUACAAACAAUUAAGUCAAUGAGGGAUCAUUUUAAAUGGGUUUUUUACAAAUGGAAUGAAUUGGCUAUGGUUAAGUGGCGAUUAAUUUUGAUGCUUAUUGACAUUUCAAUUGAGUACUUUAUCUAUAUAACGAUCUGCACUAUCUAUCUGAUGAUAUUUUCAGUCAAGUACUUAAUCGAAUCCGUCUCGCGAGUAUUAUCAUGUGACACAAAUUUAUUUGAGAUUUACCAUAACUUAAGGUCAUGGAUUUCGAAUUUUCACAUAGAAAAAUUCAUUAUACACUGCACUCAAAAUAUCGUAGUGCAUAAUUUGGUUGUAAAAUGGCUUGAAAGAGCACUGGAUACGUUGUUCAAAAUGGGUAUGGAAGCAAACCCAGAAUUCGCUUUAAUCGCCCCGGAAUGCAUAAAUGAUCGUAUAAUCCUAGUUAUAUCGUUUAUGGCACUCACUUAUGGAAUACUUAACUACUCAAUUAAGUUUGUUAAGUCGUUGUACAAAUUUGUGUCUGAUGUAUUAAUGGGUAAAGUGUCAUUCUUCAAUACUAAACCUUUGAAGCUGAAAUAUCGCAAUUUUUACCGUAACAAAUUACCAAUACUACCGACAAAUUUACAUGGAUUGCCUAGGAGGAAAUACGUUCAAAGUUCGCUAACAAUUAAACAAGAUUGA
Babesia microti strain RI is the source of this 1398-nucleotide messenger RNA. RefSeq lists its product as hypothetical. Bases 1 to 1398 code for a protein of 465 amino acids. The record is from RefSeq and is a predicted model, not a curated record. NCBI's taxonomy places the organism in Eukaryota, Apicomplexa, Aconoidasida, Piroplasmida, Babesiidae. The transcript has a single exon.